Cokeromyces recurvatus is the source of this 2211-nucleotide messenger RNA. RefSeq names its product kinase-like domain-containing protein. NCBI's taxonomy places the organism in Eukaryota, Fungi, Mucoromycota, Mucoromycetes, Mucorales, Mucoraceae. Gene Ontology annotation, cellular component: cytoplasm. Gene Ontology annotation, biological process: intracellular signal transduction; protein phosphorylation; regulation of MAPK cascade. Gene Ontology annotation, molecular function: protein serine/threonine kinase activity; ATP binding. Bases 1 to 2211 code for a protein of 736 amino acids. The record is from RefSeq and is a predicted model, not a curated record. The transcript is spliced from 9 exons.
AUGGCGGAGAUCAAAAAAGAUGGCCAACUUUUAGUUAAAGAAGAUGGUCUACGAGCUUGGAUUUGGUCCAGACGAUACGUUGUUCUACGUGAACAAACUCUUACUUUUCAUCGCCACGAGCAAACCAGUCAAUGUGUUGCUCUUAUUUUUUUAAAAGAAAUUAUAGGUGUAGCAAGAUCUGAACUGAAAUCUCAUUGUUUCGAAUUGAGGACAAAGGCAAAAUCACAUUACAUGGCUUGUCGUAAUGAUGAAGAACUCUAUUCUUGGAUGGACGAAAUAUAUAAUCGAUCUCCUUUAGGUACUUCAGGCCCAACUAAUUUUGUUCAUAAGAUUCAUGUUGGAUUUGACCCUAUUACAGGUGCAUUUACGGGUUUGCCUGAGCAAUGGAAUGCAUUAUUAAAGGGGUCCAAGAUUACAGCGGAAGAUGCAGCUAAAAACCCCCAGGCUGUAUUGGAAGCACUUGAAUUUUAUACUGAACAAACCAUAGGAGGUAAAGGUACAUAUAAUGAAAGAGACAGGACUAUUGAUCACGAUAUCAAUCAUGAUAACAAGAAUAUAACAUCAUCGUCAUCAUCAAAUCCAAAACCAAGUAUAUCAACACCUGCAAUGCACCAUAUUCGUGAAAUGCCUGCAAAACCCAUCAUAUUGAAACCCAUUAUGCAGCAAAACGAAGUAAUUAUGUCCAAGUCCGGCUUCAAACAAAUUAAUAAUACAAAUAAUGCUCAAGUCAGAUUAAUGGAAAAAUUGAACCCAAAAACAGAUUAUGUAGAAGAACAACAAGAAUCAAAAAAAAAUCCAACUUCCAAAUUUAAAACAACAACAGCAACAACAAAAAGAGAUAAUGAAAGACAGGUAAAGCCAAUAGUUACCAAAAAUGGGUAUAAUACACAUUACAAUAAGCCAGUUUCACCUAUUCCCAAUACUACAAUAAAUGGACCUAUUCUACCACGUAAAUACAAUUAUGCCAGUCCUCCUAUCAAAUAUCAACCAGAGGAUACGCGAAAUAUGUCUUUUGCUGAACGUAUCACACGCUUUGAACAGGAAAAAGAAAGAUUAAAAAUGGCAGCUGCUGAACUAGAUCGUUAUAAAAACUUGAAGAAGCGAACUAAGGAUUUAGAAGCCAAAAAGCUAAUACCAGAAGUUAUAAUCAAGAAAAAGCCCCUGGUAUCUGUAGAUUCAUUAGUAAAGGAAUCUAUUAAAAAAUCAUCUAUUAUACCCGAUCUACAACCCCAAAUAUCGACUCCUGUACCAUCAUCCAAUCUAGAAAAUGAUAAGACUAAAAAAGGAACUGGAUCAAAUAAGAAGAAAGGCGAGAAGAGAAUUAGUACAAUGAGCGAUAGUCAAAUUAUGGAACGACUUCUUUCUGUGGUUACAACUGGAGACCCUAAUCUUCUUUAUAAACGCGUAAAAUGCAUAGGGCAAGGCGCUUCUGGGUCUGUUUACUUAUCAAGUCAUAUUGCAAAUAAUGCUAAAGUAGCUGUUAAGCAAAUGGAAUUAUCUAAACAGUCUCGACUUGAUUUAAUCGUGAAUGAAAUUAUGAUCAUGAAAGAAUCACGUCAUGAGAACAUAGUUAAUUUUCUGGAUGCAUUCUUGGUGCGUGGUGAUUUAUGGGUUAUCAUGGAAUUCAUGGAAGGUGGUGCCUUAACAGAUGUUAUUGAAAAUAAUACUAUGAAUGAACAGCAAAUAGCAACUAUCUGUUUAGAAACUACAAAAGGAUUAGACCAUCUGCAUUCGCAAAAUAUCAUCCAUAGAGAUAUCAAGUCUGAUAAUGUAUUACUAAAUUUUCAAGGUCAAGUAAAAAUUAGCGAUUUUGGUUAUUGUGCUAAACUUACUGAUCAGAGAAAUAAGCGGGCAACUAUGGUUGGAACCCCUUACUGGAUGGCUCCAGAAAUUGUAAAGCAAAAAGAAUAUGGUGCUAAAGUGGAUAUUUGGUCACUAGGAAUUAUGGCAAUCGAAAUGAUAGAAAAUGAACCACCUUAUCUUGAUGAAGAACCUUUAAAAGCACUUUAUUUAAUUGCAACGAACGGUACACCUUCACUAAAAAGACCAGAAACGCUAUCAAAGGAAUUGAAAAACUAUUUAGCAGUUUGCCUAUGUGUUGAUGUGAAGUCUAGAGCUAGCGCUGCUGAAUUGCUUAAUCAUGAGUUCCUUAAGAAAGCUGGACCAAUUGAUGUGCUAUUGCCAUCUCUUUUAAAGUUUAAAAAAAAGUAA